CCAGGACUUAAGUUAGUCGAUCACACUCAAAUGUUCAAAGCAGCUCAUACCCGAGGAAUGAGCCUACACCAUCCACUUUUUAAUACAUAGCCCAACCAAUAUCACACCACAAACACCGUCAAGAUGCAGGGCUUCAACAUGGGCCGGUACAUCCCGCCCGACCAAGAAGGUCUGACGACUGCCAACAAGCUCCACAACAAACACCCACUCGGCUCGCGCGCGCGGCACCUCCAAUCCAAAGGCGCAUUAAUUGUGCGCUUCGAGAUGCCCUUCGCGGUAUGGUGCACGACCUGUUCGCCGGAGAACAUAAUUGGGCAGGGGGUGCGGUUUAACGCAGAAAAGAAGAAAGUGGGUAAUUACUACUCGACGCCGGUCUACAGUUUUCGCAUGAAGCAUACGCUUUGCGGCGGCUGGAUUGAGAUUCGGACGGACCCGAAGAACACGGCAUACGUUGUUACUGAGGGUGGGAGGAGGAGAGACACCGGACAAGCGGAUGGGACAGACUUGAUAGGAGGUGGAGAGAUCUUGCUCGGUGGGAGAAGUGCUGCAGGGGCGGCGGCUGGAGAUGAUCCGUUUGCAAGACUAGAGGGGAAGGUCGAAGAUAAGCGGAUCGUUGAUGAAACGCGGAAUCGGAUACUGGAGUUGCAGCAGAAACAGGAUCGGGAUUGGGAUGAUCCAUAUGAGGUGUCGAAGAGGUUGCGCAGGGGGUUUCGGGCUGAGAGAAAGGUGCUGGAGAAGAAGGAGGGCAUCAAAGAGGCGCUGAAAGAUAAGAUGAGUUUGGGCAUUGAAAUUGUGGAUGAGGCCGAGGAGGAUGCGGUAAGGGCCGGGAUGGUUGAGUUUGAGGAUGGUGCUUCUAGUGCUUGUUUAAGUACGCGCGCGAAACCGAUGUUUGAGGCUGCUAUGUCUCGACUGAGUGACGCUGAUAAGAAGAAAGGUAAAGGCAGCAGUGGGAAGCGGAAAACGGCGGAUUUGGUUGCGGAGCGCAAGGCUUCGUUUCGUAGCGAGUUAGCUGGGAAUACGCGGGCCGCUGUCGACCCAUUUCUAAACGGUACCGGGGAUAGUGCAUAUGUCUGGGAGCCCGAAGUUAAGAAGAGGAAAACGCCAGGGAAGGCGGACGGAAAGAAGGCAGAGGAGGGCGCAAACGGUGGUGGCUCUGAUACUCAGGCUAAGAGUGCUAGGAAUGGUGUAGUGGAGGGUCAGGAGGAAGUGCCAAGGACAAAGCAAGGCGCAUCUCAGGCUGUGGCUUUGGUUGAUUAUGGCUCGGAUUCAGAGUGA
Aspergillus nidulans FGSC A4 is the source of this 1275-nucleotide messenger RNA. Its product is annotated as Saf4/Yju2 family protein. The transcript is spliced from 2 exons. The record is from RefSeq and is a predicted model, not a curated record. Bases 124 to 1275 code for a protein of 383 amino acids. Gene Ontology annotation, biological process: mRNA splicing, via spliceosome. Lineage: Eukaryota; Fungi; Ascomycota; Eurotiomycetes; Eurotiales; Aspergillaceae.